This is a messenger RNA of Paramormyrops kingsleyae, 1429 nucleotides long. RefSeq names its product urocortin-3-like. Lineage: Eukaryota; Metazoa; Chordata; Actinopteri; Osteoglossiformes; Mormyridae. Gene Ontology annotation, molecular function: corticotropin-releasing hormone receptor 2 binding; hormone activity. Gene Ontology annotation, biological process: adenylate cyclase-activating G protein-coupled receptor signaling pathway; hormone-mediated signaling pathway; digestion. The record is from RefSeq and is a predicted model, not a curated record. Gene Ontology annotation, cellular component: extracellular region.
AGCUCGGCGCACCUGAGUGGACGAUCUGCGGCUGAGCCCAACUGGACGGAACGACCAGUGCCGGGACACAGCGAGGAACAGCGAUCAGGCAUCACUGCGCACUUCAGGGAAGAGGGCAAGGCGACUGCAGACAGGUUCUAUCUCCGGUAAAGAUGAGCACAGUGUGGGUAUCUGCAUGCCUGGUGUCUCUGCUGAUGUCGAGCACGCUGUGCCAAAGGCAGACAUUUGACAGGCUCCUGGAGAAGUGGGACAGAGACAUCGACAUCCUGAACAGGAACCGCAACCUGCUGCUUCCAGCCGGGGUCCAGAAGAGCCAGACCCCGCAGCACCGGCCUCUGGCCCCAAAGAGGAGCCCCCAGGGGUCUCGCUUCUCCCUGUCGCUGGACGUGCCUACCCGCAUCCUCAGCGUGCUCAUCGACCUGGCCAAGAACCAGGACAUGCAUGCCAAGGCAGCCGCCAAUGCCGAGCUGAUGGCCCGCGUCGGCAAGAGGAAGUAGGGGUGCAGGUGGGGCUGGCUACUACAUUUGAGUGUUAAGGGGGCUGCAAAUCAAAACUGUGUAAUGGUAAACACAGCAAAAUCCCAGUUAUCACAAUGUAAGGUCAAUACCAAACAAAUAUCAACACAAAAACAAUACAAAUCUAAAUCAUAUUAAAGUUUCUCUCCUUACUGAUAUACUUCAUCUGUGCUAAAAGUAUAACACAAAUAUAGCAACAACAACAACAACAGCAAUAUGAUAUGAUAAUGAUGAACAUGUGCUUUAUUUAUAGACCUAAAGAUAAAUAAAAUACAAAGACAGCACUGUAGCAACGUUAUUGCUAAGCAUCACUGUGGCUUUAAUCAGAUAAGAGGUUUCUUUCCUUCAGCAAAUCAGUGAUAACUGAGAAUGGCUCAACUGACAGCCACUCAGAAAAAUGAGAUUGAUUUGCUCUGACUACAAAGAUAGAACAAGAGAUUGUUCUGUGGGCGGGGACUCCGGAUACAAUAAAGUCUGGAUAUUUGUGUAAAUGGGCAUCAGUUAAGUGUAUUUUAUUGCCGUCAACAUAAAAUGCACUGGUUAACGUACAAAAAAGUCAACUGAAAAAUAUAAAAAGCUACUUUGUGAAAAAAAGGAGUGAAAAUUCUUCCCCUGAUUUAAUAAGAAAGCUUGGCUGUAAUGUUUCAGCAUCACAGAUGAUAUGUCACUUUUUUCCUUUUUUCCAGAUGCGAUAACUUGUUUGUGUAAUUUAUCAAAUGAAACUAAAAAACAGUAUAAUCCUGUGUAUUCUCUGCUUGUGCUUCAAAUGUUUUGGUAGCCAUUUUGUACAAAGGCCUCCGCCAAGCCAGUCAGAAACAUUUGUAUUGUAAACAACAUAAAUAUAAUCCAUUAAUCCAAUAUUUUGAUGUAGUAUUAAAUGUGGGUAAAUGUAAUAAACAACCCAAAAAAGGAAA